AGUGUAGACCCCACUCUGCCUUACAGUUUUUUCAAUCUCAGCCUACUCUUCUCUGAACCGUUGCUUCUCCACGUAUGGACGUGUUUCCUUCACCUUCAUGGGCUUCUCUGUAACUCCUCCGUCUCUCCUCUCCCCUCUCCGCCACCACAACCACCACCACCCUUCCCUCCGCACCUCCCAACCAUCCUACCCUAAGCCCAAUUCCAAAAUCCUGUUCAAUCGCCGCUCCCUUCUCCUCCUUUCCACCUCCCUCUCCAUUCCCUCUGCUCCUCUAUUCCCCUCCUUCGCCGCCGCCGACACCGCCAAGCCACCGCCGGACACCACAGUCACCGACCGUGUAUUCAUGGACUUCAGCCUCUGCCCCAAUUACUUCCUCCCCACCCGAACCCUCGGCGAUAACAUAUCUUCGCUCUGCUCCGAAUCCAUCCCUUUAGGUCGCAUUGUAGUCGGCCUUUACGGCCAUCUCGUCCCCGUCACGGUUUCUAACUUCAAGUCCAUGUGCGUUGGAUCUUCUGGUUCUUCCUACAAGAACACCCUUGUUCACAAGAUUUUUCCUGGCCAGUACUUCCUCGCCGGCCGCCAGGGACGGCGAGAAAAAGGCGAGGUCCAGCCGCCUGUGGAGUUGGCGCGCAAUACUGAAACUGUCGAAUCCAAGGCGUUUUCUCUGGCACAUUCGAAGGCUGGUGUUCUUUCGCUUCCUCUGUCGGAAAACGACGACGAGGAUGAGGUUAAGCUUGAUCCGAAUUACCGAAACGUUGAGUUCUUGAUCACGACUGGACCAGGACCUUGUCCCCAGCUCGAUAGCAAAAACAUUGUUUUUGGAACAGUGCUUGAAGGUUUGGACGUCAUCACUGCCAUAGCUGCAAUUCCCACAUACCAACCAUCUGAACGUAUUCGCCAAUUCAAUGACUUGGCUGGGUUUUUUGGAGAUGAAAGGGCCCAGAAUGCUCGUGCCAGUUGGAACAGGCCCCUUAAAACUGUUUAUAUUAGUGAUUGUGGGGAACUACAAGUUGCAAAGCCUUCCCUUUCUCCUUCUCUGCCUUGAAUGUUCUUUUCUUGUAUAAGUUACCCUGGAGGAAUCCAUAUAACUUGUCAAUUUGUAAUCUUACUUUGAGUAUUCUGAGUGGAAAAAGAGGGUCCAAAGAAGAUGCUAAUCAGGAAUCAAUUGAAUGAAACUAAAUGAAUGAAUUGAAAGGUACCUUAGUGCAUUGUUGUAAAGUUGAACAACAUGAGUACCAAAUAUUCUUGUUGUGAAGAGCUGGUAGGAAUGUUAUGCAGAUAUAUGUCUAUUUACUCGUAAAAAUUAUUUGAAAUUUUGUAAUGUUUAAUGAUUUAUUAGACAUGUUCUGAAGAGGGUUGUGCCCCUUUAAAGAAGAAUCCUAUACAAGCAUAACCAGGUUUGAGUA
Prosopis cineraria is the source of this 1406-nucleotide messenger RNA. Its product is annotated as peptidyl-prolyl cis-trans isomerase CYP28, chloroplastic. Gene Ontology annotation, molecular function: peptidyl-prolyl cis-trans isomerase activity. The transcript is spliced from 2 exons. The record is from RefSeq and is a predicted model, not a curated record. Gene Ontology annotation, cellular component: chloroplast. Gene Ontology annotation, biological process: protein peptidyl-prolyl isomerization. NCBI's taxonomy places the organism in Eukaryota, Viridiplantae, Streptophyta, Magnoliopsida, Fabales, Fabaceae. The coding region runs from base 98 to 1045 and encodes 315 amino acids.